Molecule: messenger RNA, 108 nt
Organism: Paracoccidioides brasiliensis Pb18
Exons: 2
Coding region: 1-108 (35 amino acids)
Source: RefSeq, a predicted model, not a curated record
AUGAGAACUUAUCUUGCUGAACCCUCAAGACAACUAAAUGAGUGGCUGAAGACAUGGGAGACAGACAGCUAUCUGAAGAAUGAGGUUGAUGACAACCUACCAGCAUGA